Molecule: messenger RNA, 1427 nt
Organism: Nematolebias whitei (Rio pearlfish)
Lineage: Eukaryota; Metazoa; Chordata; Actinopteri; Cyprinodontiformes; Rivulidae
Gene: mterf3
Product: mitochondrial transcription termination factor 3
Exons: 8
Coding region: 74-1345 (423 amino acids)
Biological process (GO): regulation of DNA-templated transcription; mitochondrial ribosome assembly
Cellular component (GO): mitochondrion
Molecular function (GO): double-stranded DNA binding
Source: RefSeq, a predicted model, not a curated record
AUUGCUGACCACGUGAAAGAAGUGGGGGAUAUUUCUCGUUAAACGCCUUAGAGCAAGAGUCGAUGUUUUUAAAAUGGCCAUGUCUUCUACCUGUGCACAGCUGUGUCUACGAUGCAGAGGUUUCCUUGGCUCAAAGACUAGCACUCGACUGCAUUACAUUCAGUCUCAUCACUGGCGUAUUUGGACAGCCAACUCGAAAUCGCUCAGUAAUGGGUUGUUCACUAAUGGGAGCUUCACAUCAACUCAAACAAGACAGAGGUUGAAACAACAUAUGUGCUACUACAACAACUUGACAGUAAAAUAUCUGACAACAGAAGCUAAGGAAAAUAAAAAUGCAGACGACACAGUAAGAAGUACUGACGGUGCUAACCUUCCCCAGAUGCCAAACACAACUGCUUUGUCUAUUCCUGAAAAUAUGAAUUCCUUAGAUCUGGAUGCUUUUAAUGAACCUUCAGCUUUGGAGGAGAUCAGUGAUGAAGAAGCUGUUACUAUUCCUUUUCCCACCAUCCCACCAUCCUCAACAUCUCUUAGAGACUACGUUGGCAAGUCGGAGACCUUGACAAACCUCGUACAACUCGGGGUUGAUUUGUGGAAGCUGGAACAAAGGCCCAAUGUUGGCUCCAUGUUGCUGAGACUUGACUUCAGCACAGAUGUUGCACCUCGGCUGCUGUUUCUCAAAAAUAUUGGAGUGGAGGACUCGCGCUUAGGCUACAUUAUCUCUCACAACCCUUUCAUUCUCACUGAGGAGCUGGAGAACCUUCAGACCAGGGUAAACUAUCUCGUGUCAAAGAAGUUCAGUACAGAAACCGUUGCAUCUAUGGUGUCCAAAGCUCCUUACCUGCUCAACUUUGAUGUGAAGAGGCUGGACAACAGACUGGGUUUUUAUCAGCAUCAACUCAAACUCAGUGCUUCUAAUACGCGGAACAUUAUAGCUCGUCUUCCCAGAUUACUGUGUGGCAGCUUGGAGCCUGUUAAAGAAAAUUUAAAGGUGUAUGAGAUAGAGCUUGGAUUCAAGCUAAAUGAGAUCCAGCACAUGGUCAUUGCUGUUCCUAAGAUGCUGACAGCCAAAAAACAGAAACUCACACGGAUAUUUGACUUCCUUCACAACACCAUGAAAGUUCCUCAUCACUUGAUAACAAAGUUCCCUCAGGUCUUCAACACUAAUCUCUUGCGUCUCAAAGAGCGUCACUUGUUCCUGGAGUAUCUUGGAAAAGCUCAGUACGACCCAACCCUGCCCAACUUCAUCUCCCUGGACCGCUUGGUGUCGUUGCCAGAUGAGACUUUUUGCACAGAGAUGGCUUUAGCCACACUGGAAGAUUUGUAUUUGUUUCAAAAGACACUUUGAUUCUUCCUGAUGGGACAUUAGAAUGAUUUGAGCAGUAAAGAAUAAAUGACAUAAUGCCCGGUCUAAUCCUCUGUGAAAGUCC